This is a messenger RNA of Truncatella angustata, 267 nucleotides long. RefSeq lists its product as uncharacterized. Bases 1 to 267 code for a protein of 88 amino acids. The transcript has a single exon. Lineage: Eukaryota; Fungi; Ascomycota; Sordariomycetes; Amphisphaeriales; Sporocadaceae. The record is from RefSeq and is a predicted model, not a curated record.
AUGGCUUCCCGACCAUCCAAAAAGCUUCACUACUCCAGCUCAUCGUCAACCUCGUCCGACUCUGAUGCAUCAUCAAGUUCAUUCUACCGUCACAGCAUGGAUUCCGUCACUAGGCCAGUUGCCUCAGUCGAGGUGCUACGCUGUCUCAGAUGUGCACGCUCAGUAGAGACGACCUCAACAGACGACCCAGCUACUCAAGGCAUGGUUCGCAUCGGGCACAACAUCUACUAUUGCACAAGGUGCGCGAAAAUGGUCGGCUACAAGUGA